Centropristis striata (black sea bass) is the source of this 1900-nucleotide messenger RNA. RefSeq names its product zinc finger protein 32-like. The record is from RefSeq and is a predicted model, not a curated record. Gene Ontology annotation, molecular function: RNA polymerase II cis-regulatory region sequence-specific DNA binding; DNA-binding transcription factor activity, RNA polymerase II-specific. Gene Ontology annotation, cellular component: nucleus. The transcript has 2 exons. Gene Ontology annotation, biological process: regulation of transcription by RNA polymerase II. Bases 310 to 1638 code for a protein of 442 amino acids. NCBI's taxonomy places the organism in Eukaryota, Metazoa, Chordata, Actinopteri, Perciformes, Serranidae.
CGACAUGCCGUGUAACGUCCGUAGAAACAGCGGAGUCACUUUCUUUGUGUGAGAAAGUUUGUGUUGUGGUCCGUCAGAGCCUCUGUGUGUCCGGAUAAGCGUGUCUGAAUGGACUUUGUGCUGUUCACCUUUUCUUUCUGGAUGUUUUACCUCUGACUCAUCUCCCGCUAGACUACAAACUCAUUCAAGUUAGCUUAGCAUGCUAGCUGGUUAGCAUCGCGGCGCUAGUCAGAGUGACUGUUUGGUGGAGAGCAAACUGUGUUUCUGACGGUGUUUGUGUGGAGAAAAGUUGGUGUCACUGUGUGAAAAAUGUCUAAAGUCCAAACGGUGAGAGCGCUGGUGGAGCAGCGACUGACUGCGGCUGCUGAAGAGAUAUUUGGGCUGUUUGAAAGAACGAUAGCAGAGUACGAGGAGGAACUUUGUCGUUCAAGAGAGAAGAACGAGCGACAACAGAAACUACUGGACGCUGUUUUCAACCCUCAGAUUCACUUACACAGAGCAGACAUCCAGCAGCUGUCGGUGAGUGAAGAAGAGUUUCCCUCUGAGCAGCAGGAGAGGAGCUGCAGUCUAGACCAGGACCAGGAGGAGCCAGAGCCCCCACACAUUAAAGAGGAACAGGGGAAACCUCGGACCAGUCAGGAGGGAGAGCAGCUUCAGGGGCUCACAUUCACUCCUGUCCCUGUGAAGAGUGAAGAAGAUGAAGAGAAACCUCAGUCCUCACAGCUUCAUCAAACACAAACUGAACAGAUGGAAACAGGAGCUGAUGUAGAGGACUGUGGAGGACCAGAACCAGACAGGAACUCUGGUCCAGAGCCACAUUUACAACCUGAUACUGACGACGAGCCUGCAGACUCUUCUGAACCUGAGACUGAUGACAGUGCUGAUUGGAAGGAGACCAGAGAACCUAAGUCAGGUUUGAACUGUUUGAAAAAAGAUGGCGGUCCUGUCAGAGAUUCCAGUUUUAGUGCUGGUGAGAAACGACUUAGCUGCUCUGAGUGUGGGAAAAGAUAUGGCUACAAGCAAGAUCUGAAGAGACACAUGGUUUCUCAUACAGGAGAGAAACCUUUCAGCUGCUCAGUUUGUAGGAAAUCUUUUACACUGAGUGGAACUUUAAAGUCACACAUGAGACUCCACACAGGAGAGAGACCUUUCAGCUGCUCAGUUUGUAGGAAAUCUUUUACACAGAGUGGAACUUUAAAAGCACACAUGAGACUCCACACAGGAGAAAGACCUUUCAGCUGCUCAGUUUGUAAGAAAACUUUUACACGGAGUGGAUAUUUGAUUGCACACAUGAGACUACACACAGGUGAGAAACCUUUCAGCUGCUCAGUUUGUAAGAAAACUUUUACACAAAGUGGGUAUUUAAAGAAACACAUGAGAGUCCACACAGGAGAGAAACUUUUUAGCUGCUCAGUGUGUGCUAAAACGUUUACACAAAGUGGGUAUUUAAAGAAACACAUGAGAAUCCACACAGGAGAGAAACCUUUCAUAAAUGUGCUGGCCGCUCAUCCUCAAAGUUUCAUCAAACUGAGUAGAACAAAGAGGCAGAGCCUCCAGCCAGCAGCCCACAUGAAGAGAUGCAAACCUCUUUUUCAAUCUUUUCAAAGGACUCAAGGAAGAUUUUCAAGUCUUUUUUAAUUGCUACAAAGCUUGUAGGAAUUUUUAUGAAUAUCUAUUGUGUGUAUGAAAUUUACCUACAAUAUAAUUAAACAAUACUUUCUUUCCCAUGAUGUGAUAUGAUAUUCAUUUCCUCUGCUUAUUUAUUUUUUUGUUUUACAGAACACAAGUUCACAAACUGAUAUUUUAAUUUAAUAUUUGAUUGUAGAAGUGUAAUAAUUAUCAACUUUAUUUGUUUCUAACCGCAAAACAAAAUUAAAACAUUCUUUAUUUACCAAAGUUA